Messenger RNA from Brassicogethes aeneus, 2166 nucleotides. The record is from the annotation of a GenBank genome assembly. Lineage: Eukaryota; Metazoa; Arthropoda; Insecta; Coleoptera; Nitidulidae.
AAUGGAUCCAAUUCUUUUACAAAAACAACUAAGGGACAAUGCCAGUGAUUUGCAGGACUUCUGCAAAGAUUUAAAAAGCUGGGGGUCGGAAAUGAAACAAAAGGAAGAUGGGUUGAAACCUAAAAAAAUCGAAAAAGUGAGUAUAACCUCGAAAUCCGAUAUAAACAAGUCUACCACAGAAAAGACAAAAAUCAAAGCAGUUAAAGCUCAAAAAAAAGUGGUAACUGAUUAUGCAAAAUGGGAUAAAUUCGAUGUAGAUGCGGAAUGUGAAAAGGUCGAUAAUGAUAUCGAAGAAGAUUCAGAAUUAACUGAUGAAUGUGAUGAAUCUAUGAGAGAUGAGGCCCUCGUAGAAAAAGAGAAGGGUAAUAAGUAUGUAAAGGUGCAGAAAUGGGACGAAGCAAUUAAAUGUUACACAAAAGCUAUAGAUUUAUAUUCGUAUGAUCCAAUUUUUUACGCUAACAGAGCUUUAUGUUAUCUAAGACGUGGAGAUGUUACUAAAGCAGAAACUGAUUGUGACUUAUCAUUGAAGUUGGAUAAAACAUAUGUUAAGGCUUAUCAAAGAAGGGCUGCCUCGAGAGAGGCUCAAAAUAAAUUGUAUGAAGCCAAGCAAGAUUUGUUGACGGUUUUAAGGCAUGAACCCAACAAUCAAGAAUCCAAAAUGGCUUUAGAUAUUCUUAAAACAAAAAUGGGAGAAUAUGUUAAGCCACCAGAUUUGUCCAUACAAAGGCCGGUUUCAAAAUUUACGGCCUCGAGAAAAAAUACAUUGCCACAACCCGAUUUAACCACUCCCAAAACCCCAAAUAGCCACACAGUUGAUACCACUGAAAACACCUCAAUUUGGCCCAAAGGGGAAGAUAUAGUUUUGGUGAAGGCAAUCAACAAGCCGCCCCAUUUGAGAUCCAAGAAACCACUGAAAAGGGUUAAAAUCGUCGAAAAAGACGUUGUUACGCCUGCGAAGGAAAAAAACAACAUUGAGGAGGCAUUUAAGAAGGAUGUAUUUGAGCGUAAAGAAAUAGAUCCAAUGGAUAGUAAAGACACCAAGCCUGUAUCAAAAUUCAAGAAGAAUCAAAGUAAAAAUAAAAUACUAGAAAUACCUAACACAGCAUUACCAAAAGCUAAUGAUAACAACAACAUAAUUUCCAGCGAUGAUUUUAAAGUAGUAGAAAAACAAAACCCCCUCACUAAAACCGACAAAAACAUCACAAACAAAAAUUUAAUCAACACCAACAAAAAAACACCUGAAGACGUUGUCAUGGUGGCCCCCAAAACAUCCGUACAGUUUCACUUAACCUGGGACAAUUUAAAAUCUCCGAGUUUUAAGUACGAAUAUCUCAAGCUAAUUGAUCCUUUAAGUAUGCCGAAGAUUUUCGAUGAGCAAUUGGAAAGCGACGAUAUUACCAGCAUUUUGGAGGUUAUGUCGAAAUAUUUUGUCGAAAACAAAGAUCCCGUGUACGAUUUUCUGAAGGGUUUAACAAGCUGUGAAAGAUUCAUAAUAAUGAGUUUGUUUAUGACGGAUUCCGACAAAAACAAUGUAAGAAAAUUGAUAUCAUAUUCAGCACAGCACGAAAAUUUAAGAAAUGAUAUCAUAGAAGAUCUUUACAAUAAAUUCAGCUUGGUACCAUGAAUUAGAGAAUCCUGAAAGUUUUCUUAUAUAUAAUUGAGGUUAUAAUCUUUUUAGUGCAUUUUUUUUUGUUUAUUAAAAGCCAUUGUUACGAAAAAAUAAUUUAAUUGUGUUAUUAUUAAUACAGUAAAAUGGAUUAUGAAUAAAGUUGUUUUAUUUUAAUCUCUGUUUUUGCAAACUCUGAUUGAAGUUUUCCCCAUGACCACAAUCAUCCCGUCGUCUUGCAAAUCUUUGAGGGCAUCUUCGAAUUGUUCUUUAGUAAUCAUCUAAAAACAUCGAAACAAAACGUCAAUACAAUUUUUGUGAUUUGUAAAUUUUUUUGUUUACCAUAUUGGAAGAUUCUUUGAGCUCCGCCAAUAGUUUGGAGUAGUUGAUAGUUGGUGCACUGCCUUUAGUUUCGAUCAACUUUUGGACAGCUUGCGCCAAUUCCACUCGGCGUUUACGAGCAGCACUGCUCAUACCAGUGGUCAAAAUACCCACGUCGAUUUUACCCGAUAGAGGAUCGGUUGCCGACUGCUUCAGAGCUUCACGAUGCAGUCUAAAAG